Batrachochytrium dendrobatidis JAM81 is the source of this 3241-nucleotide messenger RNA. RefSeq lists its product as uncharacterized. The record is from RefSeq and is a predicted model, not a curated record. The transcript is spliced from 2 exons. The coding region runs from base 142 to 3105 and encodes 987 amino acids. Lineage: Eukaryota; Fungi; Chytridiomycota; Chytridiomycetes; Rhizophydiales.
AUUUCUAAUCCUUAAACAGUUGACAUCUGGUAAGGUAAAGCCGUUUUAGUCCUAUAAAUACCUUGGCCACAACACCAGCACUAUUUAUUUGGAAUUUUCAGGUGGUUUCCAGCAACGAUCCAAGACAUUCAAGGCUCAUUCAUGUCCAACACUUUAUAUUCGCCAGUCUCGGCGAGUAGUAGUGACAAGAGAUUAUUUCUUCGGCCAUCGCAACCUAUUCUAUAUAGCUCCAAUAGUACUGCAAGUAUUUCUGCAAGUCCUAUAUUUGACCCCCCUCGCAAACGGCAAUCGCACUAUGGGACUCGUAGGAAUUCCGGUUUCACCAAUCCCCUACCUGUUCAUGCUUUUCAUUCACAGCAAAAACCACUACAAAGCAAUGAUCACUCGUUAUCAGAUACACAACGCUUUUCUAUUGAUCAUUUUGGCACCAGUGCUACUUAUCAUCAGACGAUGACAGAUAAAGAGUGCUAUUACCGCAACGAACGUUUAGAUUAUGGAAAUGUGAUGAGCGUUACUGCUGAAAGCGUGGAUUACAACAAUAGUUCUGAUACCAUUCACCGGCAGCCAUUGAGUCGCUCUCGUAGCACAUUGGGCCAGGCAAAGCUGUUUGCAUCCACUGUAAUCAAUGGCAUUGGAAAACGGCUCUCCAUCAUACCACAUCGCUCAAUAUCUGCAGGAGAAAACCUCAAUGGAUGUGGCUACACCAAUGCAGCAACUACUGACCCAACAACAGCACGAACGAAUAGAAAUAGCUUUGGUAACUUUGCAGAGCAAUAUAGCAGCCAUUCCAAUCCUUAUGUUGCGAAAAACCAUUUGCGGGCAGCUUCAAGCCCUGAUCUGGUCACUGCCCGCGCAGCAUUUGAUGACGGCGUACAUUCUUCGUCCUGGAACGCAUCGCUGGCUGUGCGACCACAAGUAGUGGAUCAUCACCAGCCUCAUAACCACGCCCAUCAGAAUAAUGACAAAGUUGACAAUCAGUUUUCUAACCAUUGUAACUAUAAUCGCACAUCCAUGUCUGUUGAACCUGACUAUCCAACUUUAACAGUUACUUCCAACUCAUCCUCGUUACAUCCAGUAUCCAACAUUCAGCCUUUUACUCAAGCGUAUACACAGCCUGAGAUGCCUACUUCUCGCAAUUCACUCGAUACAUCAUUACUGCACAGUAAUCAUGGCCGUCGGCAUGCAUCGACCUCUGCUCGGAUUUCCAUAGACGGUAAUAACAAUAACACUCGCUCUUUCUCACUAGGUAAUAAAAGUGCAACUGCACCCACUAGUAGUGGUUCACGAGCAUGGAACUUUUUAAAAUCUUUCGGUUCAUCAAGUAAGCUUCCUCAGAAACUUGGGUUUUCGUCAGAUCAUGCUGGAGACCGAGCUACAGACAUGCAUGGUUCACAGUCGAGCCUUUCUACCGUUCCAGAAGAUCGUCAACAGAAUCACUGCUCUGGUGUCAAUCAUCAUCGAUUGCACACUAUGGAUGCUUCUGUUUUGACUGCUAUGGACAUGCAUGCGUCCGCCAACUCUAGUCCAACUCUGUCAUUUUCCUCUACUGGAAAAGCCAAGACUUCAUUGCCACAUUCAGUGCCAAAUGUUGUUCACACCACGACUACUCCAACUUCGCCAGUAGCAACUGCUAUGUCUUUGAGAUCUGACAGUAUAGAAGGCUCUGUAGCAUCCACAUCGUCUACACUUUUAGCAACCCCUACACAUUUGGUACAUACGAUUACUCCAUCCUCAACACCUAAUGCCGCUUUGAAAUCUCGUAAAUUUAAUACUCCCAAACUGCAGUUGAAUUUAACGCCUGGAUCCCCAGUUCUUCCAUCUCCAGUGGAGACAGAGAAUAUUGGAUUAAAGCGUGAGAUUGAGGAACUACGAGAAUCUCUACGUAGGGAGAUUCUUGGUCGUAGCUUAGUACAGCACGAAUUGGAUUCAGCUAUAGAGCAGUUGGUGAUCACUACAAACGAAAACAUUUUUGUUCAAGAGUAUUUGGAGACCAAGGCAAAGUAUAUAGCCAUUCAAGCUCGUGUUCUAUCACUUGAGCAACGUUGUAACCAUGCAAACUAUGGGUGUGGGUGCGUUAAUUCACCUAUGUCAGUAUCGCAUUCCGUCAAUAGUCCAAUCUCGAAUCAGAUUUGUGCCAGCAAUAACUCGCCCAAUCCAGUACCGUUUUCUUUAGGGUCCAGCACGGAUAAGCGCAACUCUACGUGUAGUGCAUGUGUUGAGUAUAAUCUCCAAGGAUCAUCAAAUGGGAUUCCUGUACAUUGUGGCUGUCCUCCUGUACGGCAUGCUCGCUCUCGUAAAGCCAAGAUUUCUGGUGGUAAAAGACAUGGAAACAGUAAUGUGGGUACGAUAUGCAGUACAAAUGGCUGCACUUCCAACCAUUGCUGCAGCAACAUUACAAUUUGUAGUUGUGGUAAUCAUCCUUGCAAGCCGCGCACCGGGUCUUCAUCAAGUGAAUCGUCGUCCACUGUCAACUCGGACACCACCGUUAAUGCAUUGUCAUCAACCUGCCAUUUACACCGCUGCAAUGCCCAUCUUCAAAAUCAUUGCCAUUUACCAGAUUGUCCUUGUGCACUACACACUACUAAACAGCUCAGCUCGCCAACCGCCGUACCUCCAUGUCCACUCUCUUGUGGACGAUCACACAUUCAAUCCGCUCGCAAACGAGCAGGAUGGCAGUCUAGCAUUUUCUUUCCUUCCAGCUCUGCUACUGCCGUAACUGCUUCAUCGUCUGCACCCACUUUGCCGAUCGCGCAUGCACCCAUAUCUACUAUAGCAGUACAACCUCAUUCAAAUGGAACAGAGUCGUUGUCGCAUUUAUCCAAAUGUCCUCCCACCCCAAGUACUAAUAUGCGACAUAAACAUUCAUUCUCUUUAUCAUCGUACAAGCUCUCAAAACUGAUGCUGGCACAUCCGUCUAGCCCCGAAACGUGCGAUGGUGAUGCCAGUGACGUGUCGACUGUAAAAGGAGGAUCUUCAAGCAAGAGUAAAAACCGUUCCAGUUGUUCUGAAAUUAAUAUAAAUGCUCCUCUACCUUCAAUAGUCGCUGGCAGUACUAUCUAUUCAUCUCGAUCUCCACAACUCACUCUAAUCUGGCCCACAACUUGAUCGUUUUUAAUUGUUCAUCUUGCACCUACCAAACCAAUCUACAAGUGUAUUUUUCUUUGGACAGUCACAAUUUUAAUAUUUUCUUGCAUUCAAUUACUUUUUAAAAACGUUCAUGCACAUAAAUACUCUCUCAUUC